AUGUAUGCAGUAAGCUUAUUAAGCAAGUAUAUGUCAAGGCAUCCAGAAGUUCAUCAUUCAGCAGCCAAGAGAAUUAUAUGUUACUUGCAAGGUACAACAACGUUUGGAAUUCUUUACAGAAGGGGAGGAAGUCAUGAGUUGAUUGGUUUUACUGACAGGGAUUAUGCCGGAUCAGUGGAAGAUAUAAGAAGCACCUCACGCUAUGUUUUUAUGCUAAGUGGAGCAGCUGUGACUUGGUCUUCUCGUAAGAAACCGAUUGUAACACUAAGCACAACCGAAGCUGAAUUCAUUACAGCUGCAGGAAGUAGUUGUCAAGCAAUAUGGAUGAAACAGGUGCUAAAGAAGAUUGGCUACAUGGGCAGUGAGAGUAUUGUCAUCUUUUGUGACAAUAGCUCAACAAUUAAGUUGGCGAGGAAUCCGGUGAUGCACGGUAGGAGCAAGCACAUUGAUGUGCGCUACCAUUUCUUACGAGAGCUAGUGAAUGAUGGAGUUAUUUCGGGAGCUAAGAAGGAGGUUUGGAGUGUGUGA
Messenger RNA from Lathyrus oleraceus (garden pea), 528 nucleotides. RefSeq names its product secreted RxLR effector protein 161-like. The transcript has a single exon. The record is from RefSeq and is a predicted model, not a curated record. NCBI's taxonomy places the organism in Eukaryota, Viridiplantae, Streptophyta, Magnoliopsida, Fabales, Fabaceae. The coding region runs from base 1 to 528 and encodes 175 amino acids.